GGGUUCCAAAUUUAGAUCAGUUAUUAGUGCACUUUCAGCUGUAAAACUAUACUUUGCUUCUCCUCUAGCAAUAUGACAGAGAAUCUAGAUUCAACACGUCAACUCAUCCUUGGCAAGUAUGUGUUAAGAUCUCCUUUGAUGAAAAUUCGGAAUGAAAGGACAAGAAAACGAUCAACAUCUGAAUCUUCAGGAAUUUCAUCUAGGAUAUACAAAUCUAACCUAGGUGAUCACAGAGUUGAAUUAUCCAGAAGUCAUUCUAACUUGACUGUGAAGGAUGACUUCAAGGAUGUAGCUAAUUUUGAGGAAACUGUAACAAAAUCAAAAUCAGCAGUAGGGAUUGAAGAAUUUGCUGGGAUCCCCAAGGAGAACAAGUUUAACAACUUCAAACAGAAACUUAUCCAGCAAAGUCCAAGAUGCCUCAGGAAGUUGGGUACUCGAGGUACUCUAUCUAGACCUAAACAUGAAAAUGAUAGGAAACUCUCUAGUUCGUUAUCUGAUCUAAAUAGUCCUUCUCUCUCUAGAUCGGGAAAAUAUGUCCCUGUCUUAUCAAAUGCCUCUUCAGUCCAUAGUUUAUCUCCAUUAAUAAAAGUUCAGAAUGGACGGACAAGAAAACGAUCUACAUCUGAAUCCUCAUGCAUAUCAUCAAGAAUAUUUCAAUCUAGCAUAGAUGAUCAUAGGUUUGGGCUGUCCAGAAGUCAUCACUGCUUUGAUAAAGACGAAGAUGAAGACUUCAAGAUAUUUGAUGAAUUUUUCCGUGCAAAACAAAAUGAAACUGAGACAAAAUUGGAAUCAGGAGCAGGGUUUGAUGAACUCUCUGGAAACCCCAAGGAGAACAAAUUCAAACAUAAACUGGUCUUCAGAAAGUUUGGUAUUCUUUCUUCGCCUAAACAAGAAAAAAGAAGAAAACGUUCUAGUUCACUAUCCGAUUUAAACAACCCUUCGAUAUCAGGAUUGGGUUUUACAAGAUUUUAUCUUGAUGUACCCGACAUUACUUUGGACCAUGGUGUAACUGACCGAUUAGAGUUAUCACAAUUACCACAGGUUCUGAAAAAGAGCAUCAGCAAACUUGAAAUAUUAGCUCAAGAGUGCGAGGCUAUGAACGUACAUUUAAGCAGCAUAGUGGCCGAAGAACAGAAUCUACUGCAAACUGCUAAUGAUCAUGGAUCUGAAGAUCUACGCAGAAUUGGAUACCUAAACCUAUCUGCCCAAACAGAUAUUCAGCGUGCCCGGCUAGCCUACCAUGAUUAUAAAUGUACGAUCCAGGAAUUUGAUCGACUAAUGAAUAACGAAGAACGCAUGAUACUUGAGAAGGCUAUAGAGCUUGGCAUAGAAAGCCAGUGUAUGUUUACUAAAGUUCCCUCUCAUGCAAUUGAGAGGAUGAGAAGGAAUUCAAAUUCUGAAAUAGAGUCAAACUAUUUGUAAUCUAU
This is a messenger RNA of Eurytemora carolleeae, 1427 nucleotides long. RefSeq lists its product as uncharacterized. Bases 73 to 1422 code for a protein of 449 amino acids. The transcript has 2 exons. Lineage: Eukaryota; Metazoa; Arthropoda; Copepoda; Calanoida; Temoridae. The record is from RefSeq and is a predicted model, not a curated record.